This is a messenger RNA of Anoplophora glabripennis (Asian longhorned beetle), 2230 nucleotides long. It is a transcript of the gene barr, whose product is annotated as condensin complex subunit 2. Gene Ontology annotation, cellular component: condensin complex. The record is from RefSeq and is a predicted model, not a curated record. Gene Ontology annotation, biological process: mitotic chromosome condensation. Bases 93 to 2153 code for a protein of 686 amino acids. Lineage: Eukaryota; Metazoa; Arthropoda; Insecta; Coleoptera; Cerambycidae. The transcript has 11 exons. Gene Ontology annotation, molecular function: chromatin binding.
CACUAUAACGAUAACGAAGUAACGAACUUUGCAAGCUCAAAUUAUAAACAGUUAUUUAUAUUAUUUGAUUUUGUGUUAUAGAUUUUAGAAGUAUGGAAACAUCAACGCCAUUAAAUAGAAAUUCAUUUGGUGGUAGAGAUUUACACAGGAAAACUGUAAUGAGAAAUGCAAUGGAAGUAUCCCCAUUACGAAGGAGAAGCAUAGCACCAACACCUACUAUUUCCUUGGAAAAUGUUAAUGAUGAAAAGGAGCGAUCUUCGAGACGUAGUCUUGUUGAUAUGCAAAGGAGAUUGUCAGUUGUACCUCAUACGGCUUCUCCUCUCAAUGAACCGAAUAAAUUUCUCGGAGAGCAAGACAUGAAAGACCACUUCCAGAUAUGUACAAAACUAUUUACUGAAAAUAAAAUAACUCCAAAGAAUGCUUGGAAGCUUCAUAUAAUUGACCUCUUGAAUCAUAUAACACAGAAACAAGGUUCAGAUACUUUACAAGUUGCUAGUACCUCUUUGGACAUUAGUGCUAAGGUUUAUAGUAUUAGAGUGGAUGAUAUCCAUUCUGACGGGUUGAAGUUAGCUAGUAGUAUGUCCAGGGUGUCGGAUAAACAAUUAUCACAAAAUUUAGAUGACCAGGUUGAUAUAGGUGAAGCAGACAAGGAAAAUGCAAGACCUAAGAAAAAGAAAAGGAAAAAGAGGCUGCUUGCAGGAGAGAAAAACACUAUUUCUAGAGAUCCUAAGACUCUACAAGGACCGCUGCCAAAAUUAGACACUGUGUUUUUUUCCACGAGGACUGAUGUUGAAAGUAGUGCAAUAGAUAAUUUGUUCACUAAUAGGCUUAAAAUGGAUAACUUGGGAUAUAAAUUCAUGCUGCUGAGUAAUGAAAAAGCUUGGACUGAACAACCUGAUCUAACUGUGCAGAAGCUUAAUGAUCCAAACAGGAAAAAAUAUUCUCUAACUGUUAAUCCCUUAGCAAACAUAAAACUUUGUGUACCAUUUAGUGAUUUUCAUGUGGAUGAUUGGGAUCCUGAUGACGAGGAGAACCAAUUGGCUUUGCAAAAGUCUUCCCUUAUGGAAACACAGCAAGAAGUUAUUUAUGAUGAUAACGGAAUACCGAUGCAUGAACUGGACGGAUCAAUUCAUGAUAUAUUUGAAAACCCACCAGACGAUGCUGGGGAUGACAUCAGGUCUAUUCAUGAAGAAGUGGCCGCACAAGUUAGAGGAGAAAUAGCGAAUAUCGUUGAAUUCAGGCCUGAUAUAACAGGCGGAGUGCAAAGGUCUGAAUAUUCUUACAAUACUGUUGUGUCUACCCAUUCCGGCAAGCUCAUAGACCGAAUAUGGGCAGGUCCCAGUCAUUGGAAGCUGAAAUUUAUUAAGCGGGCGAGUACAAAAUUCUCCGGAAUCGUUAUGACUCAAGAAAAACAAGUGAGGGGAAGGAGAAAAGCUCCACCCCAAAAGCUCGAUUUUGAUGAGGGAUACGAGGAAUUCGAUAUGACUAAAAAACUGGUGAUUAAAAAGAAACCUGCCACAGUUGACAUUAAUAAAAUUACAUUGCCGGUGCCAGAUAAUUCGUGCGCUGAACUAAUGGAGCACAUUAAGGAAUUGAUGAUAAAAGCGGGGAUGUGUCCCGUAGAGAAGAAACAGGUGCAGGAACCUCAGCAAGUUGAUUAUGAAGUUAGCGUUUACAAUUACGAAAAUCCUAACGAUUCUCAGUACUGUUCGCAGCAUUCCGAUGAACCAGAUGCAGCGAAUAUUGUACCACCAUCUGAGAACCACGACGACUGUGGAGAUAUCGAAGAGUAUAGAGUUGCCCAGCAAGAAUUUCUAGGCGCGAACCUAGUAGAUGCCCCAGAAAUGAUACCAAAGUUUUAUGUGCCUUAUGCAUUGCAAGCUAAGAAGAUGGACAUGAAGAAACUAAAAGCAGCGAUUUGGCAGAACCUGACCCAUAGUGCGUCUAAAGAUAAUCAAGAAAGAAGAGGCAGGGUUAUUCCUACAACUUUCUCAAAAAUGUACAAAGAGCUUCCAGAGAUCUUACCGCAUAAGAUGCAAAAAGAACUGAGUUGUUAUCUUGCUUUCAUUGCUCUGUUGCAUUUGUGCAAUGAACAAAAUUUGAAAUUAAAGCAGCACCUUGGGUGCAAGGAUUUCGACAUAAAUGGUCCAUAGGUACUAUUAAAAAAUUCUACAAUAUGGUUAAUAUAAAGUUAUAUUUCCAAAUAAUUGCCGAUAUAAAAAAUAAAAAA